This is a messenger RNA of Cynara cardunculus var. scolymus (artichoke), 786 nucleotides long. RefSeq names its product 60S ribosomal protein L17-2. Gene Ontology annotation, cellular component: ribosome; cytosolic large ribosomal subunit. Gene Ontology annotation, biological process: cytoplasmic translation. Gene Ontology annotation, molecular function: structural constituent of ribosome. NCBI's taxonomy places the organism in Eukaryota, Viridiplantae, Streptophyta, Magnoliopsida, Asterales, Asteraceae. The coding region runs from base 76 to 603 and encodes 175 amino acids. The record is from RefSeq and is a predicted model, not a curated record. The transcript has 7 exons.
UUAGAUUGUUUGUUGGGGUGGCCUCCGAAGAACACACAGCUCUUGCAUCGGCGAAGCCAUCAAUCAGCAGCAGCCAUGGUGAAGUAUUCUAAGGAACCAGAAAACCCCACCAAAUCUUGCAAAGCCAGGGGAUCAGAUCUCAGGUGUCAUUUCAAGAACACUCGAGAAACUGCCCAUGCUAUUCGUAAGUUGCCUUUAAUUAAGGCCAAAAGAUACUUGGAGGAUGUUCUGGUUCACAAACAAGCCAUUCCAUUCACCCGUUUCUGUCGUGGAGUUGGGCGUACUGCACAAGCAAAGAAUCGUCAUUCCAAUGGACAAGGGCGUUGGCCUGCCAAGUCUGCCAAGUUCAUCUUGGAUCUGCUAAAGAACGCAGAGAGCAACGCAGAAGUCAAAGGGUUGGAUGUGGAUGCUCUUCACAUCUCUCACAUCCAGGUGAACCAAGCUCAGAAACAGAGACGUCGCACAUACCGUGCUCAUGGAAGAAUCAACCCUUAUAUGUCCUCUCCCUGUCAUAUUGAACUUACCUUGUCUGAGAAAGAAGAGCCUGUUAAAAAGGAGCCUGAGACUCAGUUGGCUCCUAGAACCAAGAAGAAUCAAUCUUAAAUCUGAGAGACUUGGAGUCAUAGUUUGCUGGUAGAAAGAAUUCUGGUUUUGUUUUGAUUUGUAAUCUCAAAAACUUGUUUCCAUUUCCAAAGAUUGUUAUCCAAUGCCCUUAUAUGAGAUAUGAUCAUGCUUCAUGAAGUUAAAAUAUUUAAUGAGACGUUUCUUUCAAGGCUGAUUUCAUGA